AUGCUCAAUUUCCUUACUUCAUACAAAGGAUUAUCUUCUUUGAUUCGUGGACGUACAAAACGAAAAGAGAAGUCGAGUUGUGUUAUAAGUUCUGAUGGGAACGGUGAUAGUGAUCUGUUUGAAGUAUCACCAGAAUUUCUUGUCUCUUCUUCUCAUCCGAUCAUCUCAAAUAUGACAUGUCAACCCAUAUCACCUCCAAAUCAAUCCAACUCAAUCGGUUCAAAGCCUUUGACCAAAGCUGAUAGUUUAAGGUCAAACACCUCAGUCUUGUCUAAGGAUACACGUUCGACACUUCGACAUAUUUAUCAACAAUGGGAUCACGAGAAAGAGUUUGAGAAAUUGAUUGAUGAUGAUGCUGAUGAUGAUGAAAAUGAGGAAUUAGCAUCAGUGGAUGCAAGGUUAGAAACUGAUAGCGAAUUCGAUUUCGAUAGUCAUUAUAAAUCGAUUUAUAUCAAAAAGAUCAAACCUCAAGAAACCCUUUCUGAUUCAACUCUGUGUACUGUUGAUUCAAGUUUAUUAAACUACCCAGAAAAAUUUCAAUCAGAUAAUCUUAGAAAAAGUUCGAUUGAAAGUUUAGAAGAUCAAAGUUUAAGUACUUUAGCAGACGAUGAACUUCCAAUCCAAAAGGCCGUCAAGAUUGAAAACUUUUAUCAAAACCAAAACUUAUUAUUUUAUGAUCAUGAUGAUGAUCAAUCUACGAAUUUACAACCAUUCCCAUUCACAUUUCCUAAAACUGUCUCGAAGACAAACUCAACAAACUCAUUCAGACAAUCCAAUAACAAAAGACAAAUUAAAAGAGUUAAGUCUAGAUUAGAUUUAAAAACUAUAGAAGUGAUGGAUACCAAUCGUUCAAAACCAAUGACAACUACAACCAAAGAGAAAGCAAGUUAUUAUCGAAAAAGAAGAUCAGGUAUGAUUGGAGGUUAUCAUCAUCUUACUGAAUUUAAUCAAAAAUUAAAUGUAAUCUCGAUUAUCAAGAAAACAAGUCAACCGAUUCUAAAACUAAAAUUAAGUAUAAGUUCAUUAAAUGGUACUUUACCCACAAGUAUUGCAAGCGAAUGUGGAAUGUAUGCAAGUAAUUUUAUUGAAGUUUUAGAAUAUGACAAGAAAAGAGUUCAUGAGAUCCAAUUUAAUCAACAAGAAGAAUCAAAUCAAAUCAACCGAUUAGAAACUCUAGAUUGUAGAACUGAUUCUUAUAAUCUAACUCUUAGUCCUGGAACAAGUAUCACAUCAGCUACUCCGAUCUACAAGCAACCAAAAAGAGUUCAUUUUCUCGAACCGAUUGCUACUUUUGAUCAUCAAGAACCAGUUCCAUGCUCACCUCCUACACCUAAAAAUCGUUUCUUGAGCUUACCUCUUGUUCCUUCCCUCACUUCUUACUGUCAACGCAAAAAAGAAGAUUGGUCGUCAAAACGAAAAAGUCAAUACCUUAAUAUAUCAACUCCUUAA
Messenger RNA from Melampsora larici-populina 98AG31, 1449 nucleotides. RefSeq lists its product as uncharacterized. Lineage: Eukaryota; Fungi; Basidiomycota; Pucciniomycetes; Pucciniales; Melampsoraceae. The transcript is spliced from 2 exons. The record is from RefSeq and is a predicted model, not a curated record. Bases 1 to 1449 code for a protein of 482 amino acids.